Messenger RNA from Podarcis lilfordi (Lilford's wall lizard), 31618 nucleotides. The record is from the annotation of a GenBank genome assembly. Lineage: Eukaryota; Metazoa; Chordata; Lepidosauria; Squamata; Lacertidae.
GUGCGAAAGGGAGCGCGUGAGAGGCCGGUGCUGCUGCCGAGGCCGGGUGAGAAGGAGCUGGCUGCUCCCGGUGCCAGAGAAGGGGCAGCGACUCAGCUUCCCUCCACCUCCGGGCCAGACCUGACCCGAGAGCGGAGCUCUGGCUGCACGUUGGAGCCAGGCUCCAGGGAGGAAGACUUUCCUCUCACAAACGCACCCGGGCCGCGCCAGGCAGGCAUCAUGCGCCCGGUCCCUGGACGAAGCUGGGCGGCCUUUGUCCAGGGCCGGAAUUAGGUUUGAUGAGGCCCUGAGCUCCUGAAGGUGAUGGCGCCCUUUAUAUGUCCAGCUGUCCUUUGUCCACAACAAAUGGUCGCUGUUUUUUGUGUUGAAUAUAUGCCAUAUGGUAACUGAUGGACGUAACAGGUAUCCAAAGCCACUUGCACAUGUUUCCAUGCGACCACUCCAUGCUUAAUUCAGUCCAGUUCUCUUGUCUGCUAUUAGACAAGCAGAAUAGGGCACCCUAUAUAUAGAAAGGAGCAAACCAGUGAUAUUUUAGGAGCAGGCUAGCAGGCGAGGCCCAUGACUUACAUCAUAGGAGCCUACAUGACACACAACACUGUUGGUGCAUGUAGGCUUUAUUUUAUUUGAUUUUUAUCUUAUAUUUUGGACAUGUACAUCCAGGUGUUUUUUUCCUUUAAUUUUUUUAGGGGCCCCCAAGAGAGUGGUGCCUGAAGAUAUAGCUUGUUUAGCUUAUGUGUAAAUCCGGCACUGCGUAUGCCCAUGGAUUGUUUUGUUUUCAACCAACGCAAGGAGACGAGGGAGAGUACAGACUUUGCAAUAAGCAACCAUGCAACCAAACGGUCGUCAAGUGGGAGUUUGACCAAUCUGAGCAAUGGGGAACGAGCCACGUGAAGGUCCCCUCAGCAAGCCCAGCUGCCUCUGGGAGCUUCAGGAGAGCAGCAUGUGAUGGAUGGCUCUUGAGGUGGCCUGCUAGGAGUGGCAGCAGACAGGGAGGGGGGCGCUUUCUGCUGAUAGUGUCUAGGACAAGUAUCUUUGUGUCCAGAAGAAAUGUUGUAAAAUGAUAUAUAGGGAAGCCUUACAUACCACAGUUGUGGAGAGAAAAGAACUUUCAUUGCAGUGUGGGAGCUUGUGACCCUUGCAAUAACACAAUUGCAUGUUCUGAAUCUACAAACAAACCUUUGUCCCAAUAAGUUGACAGAUAAACCAGUUCAACAAACAUCCCCUCUCUAAAGACAUGGUGCAGGGAGCUGAUUGUUGUGGGAAUCCGGAUGUGUCCCUCUGAUGGAAGCCUGAAGACAUGGUUUGGAACUUCAUAUUGUGUUCCCACAGACAGCUUUGGAGACUGAAACAAGCCUUUUGGUCCCCUGUGGUCAGGUUUGAAAACGAAUGGCAUUCCAGAGUCAAGUCAAAUGGCACGUUUGACAAAUGAAUAAUUUGAGAAUGAAUAAUGUCAAGCUUAAAGAAAUGCAAAAAGUGGCUCCCAAGUGAUUGUGGUAUUCAACUAAGUUUUACUCAGCAUUAAUUACACACUUAAGUUACUGAACAUGACUGUUUUAUUGAUUGAUUGAUUGAUUGAUUGAUUGUAUUUCUAUACCACUCUUCAUCUGAGGAUCACAAGGUGGUUUAAAAUAUAAAACCAAAAAAAAUAAGAAGCAAAAUAGUAAGAAGCAAAAGCAACACCCCCACCCUUUAAAAGGCAAUAAGUUAAUAUGUCUACUCUGAAUCAAAGUUCGUUGCAAUCCUUUAAAAGGUGUUUCUGGCAUGUGGUUCUGUAUACAUGGCUGUAAAUUUUAAUUGAUUGAUCAGACAGAUUGAGAAGCCAAACUUUGAUCAACCAAAAAGGUGUGAUUAAUGAACCAGGCAGUAGAUUAGAAAAAAAUGUUUUGAUACAAUAAAUAACAUGGUAUAAAACUGAUAUCAGUGUAUAGUGUGGAUGAGGAUGUCUGCAAAGGGUGGAGCGCUUAAUGAAAACCAAUAUUCCACCUGUGGAGCUGUGGCGAGCAAAAACGUGGAACCUGAGGAGAGUCCAUGAUGCUGUGCUUUCCUCCCCCAGACGAACCAAGUGUUUUAUGAGAGGCUAAACACCUUCUGUCCUGACCUAGCUGAACUGUGUGGCUUUGGGAAGGUGACUUUGUUCCAAGGAUCUGGAACCAACUUGCUAAUCCUCAGGACUGUCACUCCUUGACCUGCCUGAGCCUCUUAUGUGUGAUGCAUUUCUGACGUUUGCAAAAGGGGAUGUCCUUCUCCAUGCCAAAAUGCAAACCUUUAAAAAAAGUUGUUUUUUCUUUGUUCGGGAUUCUUCACCUUCUGACAGGGGAGGGGGGGAGAACUCUGUUGCAACAGACAAUAAAAGAUCAGCUUUGCUUUCACCGGAUUUCUGCCUCAGUUCAUUAAUCUCUGACCGGUAACAAAUUUGGGGAGUUGGGCCAUCAGAAGUCACCCCUCUAUUUUCUGGUAACACUAAUAACUGAACACACCCAGAGUUCAAAUGGCUGUAGUAUGUUGUUGUUUUGUUUAGCUGUGAAAUCUAAUAUGUUGUCAGAUUACAGACGGAUGCAAUUCAAGGGGCUAGUCCCCAUUCUGUUGCCAGUUUUGCUGGAAUCUUGUCUGUCUGAUACCCACCCAGUCCCCUGCUACCCAGGAACUUUCCCAAGCUGGUUCAUGUUUUUUUUCUUUAGUCUGAGGCUAUUGGAUUGAAGUGUCAGGAAGAAGAAAGGUGUGAGUUGUGGCAGAAGGGACAAAAGGUCCUCAGGAAGUUUUUCUGAAAGUGGUCAUAGAAAGGUUUCCUGCAAGUGGCUGGAAAGUUUCCAGAAAGUGAUUGUAAGUAGAAAGACAAUGGUUAAAAUAUGUAGCUUAGGACUCUCUCAUUGUAAAUAGGCUGGUUCAUUUGGGGCUAAAGUAGCCCUGUUUUCAGGCAUUUACUGCCUGAUUUAUUGCUUGCUUGCUGUGAUGUUUGCUCAAACUUCACCCUUGUGGAAAGGUCCUUUGGUGUCAUCUUUAGGACUGCGGGAAGGGAGGAUUGUGUUCUGUUUGCCUACAAUGUGCUUAGCCUGUUUGGGGAAUUAGAUUGGCAGGAAGCUUCCUGAAAGUGAAUAAACUGUAAUUUGUUUGAUGUUAGUCCUGAGCAAAAUAUGAGUUAACAUGCCUAUGGUAUAGUGCAGUGGUUUUCAACCAUUCUGCCGUGGCACCCUGGGGUGCCUUGAAUGUUGGUCAGGAGUGCCAUGGGCAACACUGGCCUCUGUCCCUCUUUCCUUCCUUCCCUCUUCUGAUGCCCUCUUGUGUCUCUGCCUCCCAAAGGCUUGCACAUCUGUUUGUGCAGCAGCCCUGGUUACAAGCUCCCCAGGUGAAGGAUGCCUCUGGGUCUGGCCAGGGGGUGCUUCCCAGGCCCCUGUGGGGCAGUGUGAGGAGGCACCUCUCUUUGGGGUCAGCUCAGAGACCAGGGGCGACAGCAGCAGCUGCCCAGAGGACUCCAGAGGAGAGGAGAGGAGGCUGAGGGAAUCCUCCACAAGGGAGGGUGUUUGAAAAAGGGUGUGAGGCUGCCAGCUUGGCACACAGUGGGGUGACAUAACUGGGCUCCUGAGACCCACACAGGUGCCGCAGAAAGAAUGUAGUUGGCCAAGGGAGUCGUGGACUCAAAAAUCUUGAAUGCCUCUGGUGUAGUGGAUAUUCUGGAAGCGCUGUUCAUAUUGUAAUUUGUAUUGUAAACCUGAUAACAAGGUUUCAGGGACAAGUUUUGUGUCUUCCUGCGAGGGGCAGCGCGGGAAUGUUUUAGCUCUCUAAUGGAGAGAGAGCUGCCUACCAGCAACUUUUAACUAACUGUAAAAUUGCAAAAAUUGUCUUUCUCAGUCUGGGAUCUUAUUUAAGAUUCCCUAGGGUAACUGGGGGCUCUGAGCCCCACUUUAAGACUGUGCAUUUUUAAUCGUCUGUUAUGCCUUGUCUCAAGUGGUGGCGGGGGGAAUGUUCCCAGUCCUUAAUUGUAAAUCGGCUGGUUGUUUUUUGGGGGGGAUCUGGGCUAGCCUUGCUCUCAGUCUCUGUGUGCUUCCUGAGCAUAAAAGCUUUAGGACUGUCAGGGGAAACAGUGCACUUAUAAUGUGUAUAUUGUGCAAUGCAUUUGUUUAUAAUGCAUUUAUCCAGCUGAAGGGUCAGUGUUUUUAUUCCACCCUCCUUUGUAGGGUAACAGCCUCCCACAGAAAUGCAUUACAAAAUUCUGAAAUAAAAUAAUUAUAUAUACAGUUCAAGGGCUACCACAGCUACUGCUCCCCAUAAAUGUUAAACAACUCUUGAUUUGAGAUGGGACUACUUUAAACCUGUAGCCGUACACAUUUGAUUUGGAGGAAGUUCCAUUUAGAACAAUUGGACCUAAUUGUGAGUAGGAAUAUAUAGGAUUGUAGUUUAAGAGAGAGAGAAACAGACACCCGUUAUGAACCCACUUUUGAGGAUUAUGAUAAAAAGCCAGUUGUAAACAUUUAAAAGAACAAAAGAACAAAUAAAAGUACCCCUCCUGCUGCAAAAUGAUCUCUGUCUGAAAACUAAACUGGAGAGGAAAGAUUAGAAGAGAGGCUGGGGUGAAAAAGUCAGAGAGCAAGACAUGGGUUAGAUCAAACAUAACCAGAUGAAAAUCCUCAUCAUUAACAGGCUUAGCCUAUGAUCAACUCCAAUUAUGGCAAACUACAGUGAGAGGUGGGGAGGGACUUGGGUGGCCCAGCGCCAGGAGUGCGUCAGUUUAGUAGAAGGAAACUGUCCAAGCACACUGGCUGUGCCACAUGCAAGAGUACACAACCCAGCCAGAUGGACAGGGUAUAAAUAUUAUUGGUAUUAGUAUUAUUGGUAUUAUUGAAAAUAGAGGAUCUUGCACCUGUGGCUUGUGGGGCUUCUUCGACAUAAAAAGUUAUACCUAGCAGCUCCAGAUCCUUACAAGGCCUUCUUUGUCCAGUCUCUCUUCUAUCUUGUUUUCACCUCAUUCUGUGAGUAGCCAUUGCCACCCUACUGAAGACUGUAUAACAGUGUGGUCCAAACCACAGCCUGCAGGCUACAUGCAUCCGCGAGGCCUUUUUGGUCAGCCUUCAGCAACAUUCAAGAAAAAAAACACCUUAAGGCCUUACAAAAUAUUGUCAUGUGUUGUUAACAAAAGAACAUAAUCUUUCUCUGCAUCAAAUUUGUUUAAUAAUUAAAUCUAGAAUCAUAGAAUCAUAGAGUUGGAAGAGACCACAAGGGCCAUCGAGUCCAACCCCCUGCCAAGCAGGAAACACCAUCAGAGCACUCCUGACAUAUGGUUGUCAAGCCUCUGCUUAAAGACCUCCAAAGAAGGAGACUCCACCACACUUCUUGGCAGCAAAUUCCACUGUCGAACAGCUCUUACUGUCAGGAAGUUCUUCCUAAUGUUUAGGUGGAAUCUUCUUUCUUGUAGUUUGGAUCCAUCGCUCCGUGUCCGCUUCUCUGGAGCAGCAGAAAACAACACACAAUCUAUUAAUUGUGUGUUUAAUUACAAACACUUUAAUUUACAGUAUGGAAAUUUAAUUUACCGUUUGUCUUGUGGCCCACAUUGUAUGAAAAGUUGGACCGCCUUGCUGUAUAAUGUGGUCUCCCAAGGUCUCUCUCUUCUCUCCUCAAACCCUUAUAAGGAGGAGAACCCUUGGAUUGUUCUUGAAAUGUGAAGGUGGUACGUCAAGUUCUCAGUUGGUGGGGAGGACACAUAAGGCAGCGGCAGAAGGUGCCAAGUUCAAUCCUCUCCCCAGUAAUCUUCACUUAGGCUCAGGCCUCAUUCCAGAUUUUGGGCGGGGGGGAGGGUUCUUGCCCCAAGUGCCCUCAGUGAGCCUUUUCCAGCACUGACCACCUUUUUGCUUCCCACCACCAGGCAAGCACAUUUGUGAGACAGGCACAUGUGCAUAUUAACUGCAUCCAUACCAUGGAAAGUGUGCCUAGUUUGGCCUCUGAGGUGCUGGUUUGGGGACCCCAAAAGUGAGUUUAGUGUAGGGGAAGUGGAGCCUGAAAGUAAAAGGCCCAUUGCUGAACUUAAUGAGCAAGGGCUGAGAUUUCCCCCAAGAGGGGCCACUAGGGGGCGCAUUGGAAGAUGGCCGACAAUACCAUCUCUCCGACCCACACGGGGUAAUUAAGAGGCUGUUAUGGGAGUAGGCAGCCUCCCUUGUUGCCCCAAGGAAAUGGGGAACACUGCCCUUGCCUGCUGUGCCCAUAAAUCACCCCCUAAUUCAAAAGAAGGGGGUGAGGGCCCUAGGCAGAAUGCCCCCGUGUGGACCUCGGCUCUCCUGGACGCUGUCUCUGAUUGCGCACUAGCUGCAGCAAUUUGGAAUAAUUAAUUACAAAAGAAGCAAAUGCACAUAUUUCAAGUGAAGAAGGGGAGUGAAGUCUGCUAAUUUAAGUGACCUCUGCGAAAGAAGACGACGGGUUGGAGAAACAGGAAUAUUUUACGAUGAAGAUACACCAAAGGCUGGGUAUGUUGGGACUGAAUGGGGGGGGGAACCUUUUUUACUUUCCUUCUAUGUGAUUUACCCCUCCUCAUUAGAAUCGUCAGUUGAACUGACCCAAGCAGGAUGAUUAAGGUCUGUGUGGAGAUAAACUUUAACCAAAAGUAUGCUUUAUGGAGAUCGAGAAGCAAUAAGAGCUUUUGGGAAUAGCGCAGCAAUUAAUUUGGAGUCGCCAUCUUGCCAAAGGAUUUAUAGCCGGGAGGAAGAACUUUCCCAAGAGUUGUGCCCUGCAAUGUUUCAUUUUCAAAUAAAAACGGAAUGCUUCCCAAACAGAGCACACUAAGUAUGCUCUGCAGCUCUAGAUGUGACCAGGGAGGCAGGUCCAUCCCUGACAUCAUUUGUUUGGGGGCUGAGCUGCUGAGAAGCCAAGGCUGGCAGGGUGGAGAGCCCGUAAGUCAUUAGCAGGAGUGUCUGGUGGUGUACGUGUGUGUCUCUUUGAAGCCAGCUUGCUCCACGGAAGGAAGGGCAGGCAGCCCUGUGUGAAUUGCAUAGGAGUCAAAAGGCUUCCCUGGAUAUGUCGGCCACAACUGCAGCUGUUCUUCUCUCUCUCUUCCUAGAGGCUCACCUUUCUGCACAAGCACCUGUCAACGGUAAUGCAUUUCCAGACUUCUUUCCUGUUGUCCCUGUUCCUAAAGUACUGUAGCAGUAAUGCAUGUGGCAGUUGGGAAGCUAAGCACUAACCGAAUUGCAUGUUUUGCAUUUUAUUACCAUUUCAAUCUACCUUUUACGUUCUCCUCCACCCAGCCACUACACCCCAGCCUGCUGAGAACAACUUUCCAGGCAGCUGAUUAAGUGGACUCUAGCCUAGUCCAGGAAAGCAAGUUGUUCUCUAAUAAGCGGUUUAGUCUUUAAAGUGCUGCAGGACUCUGCUGGUUUUUCUUCAAGAAACCAAUACAGUUGCUCCUUUGGAAGUUAUCAGAUGUCUUAGUGGCCACACUUGAUGUUCUUAAGUGCAUGCAAAAGACGAGUGUUUGCAUUUGCUUGCUGGCAGUACCCAAAUGCUUACAAUGCAUCCUUAAGAAAUAUUGAUAAAGAAUAUAUUCCUGGAGGGACUGCAGAAACCGACAGGGAUGACCAACAGCUCAGACCACACAAGCUGUGCUAAUAAUAUUAUACACCAGUGUUUUAAACUUUUUCACAGGUAUUAUCAUCUUUACAGCAGCCCAGUCAGGUUGGCUAGUAAUAAUAUGCCCAUUUUGCAGAUGUGUUGUGAGGCUGAUGCUGUGGGAGAAGAGCAGCUUGCUUAAGGCCACCUCUUUAUUGAUUCAUUAUUUAUUCACUACAUUUCUAUGCUGCCCAAAUAAGUGAAGUUCUUUGGACUGUUUGCAAGAUAAACGUUAAAACCAUAAAAUUCAAAAUAGAAUGGGAAAUCUAAACCAGUUUAGAACAGUCACAGAUAGAAACAAACAAAAAACCAAAAGCAGAAGACAACAGUGGUGCAAGGUUCCUAAAAGCUCUUGCACUGGGGUUGCCCUAUUUCAAAAAGUGAAAAUCCCGUAUAGAAAAGUUGGUGAGCUUUUUCUUGUAAAAAAAUAAUACCGUAUUGGCCCAAAUAUAAGCCGCACCUUUAAAAUUGGAGGGCGUGGAGGAAAUAAAAUUAAAAAUACCUGAAUAUAAGCUGCUCCAAUCCUUGCUGCUCCUGGCUGCAUACUUGGGGGGGGGGGGGAGCUGCACUGGAUUGCCAACGGCCUUUCCCCUUCCUCACUCUCUCCCUUCCCUGCCUUGGGGGAGAGGACGGGGGGGGGGGGUACCACAUUGCCGCGCUCCUGGCGCUGUUUGCCCCGCGCUCCUGGAUGCAUACCAUAAGUUUGCAAAUAUAAGCCACAAUUUAACUUUUUAUGGUUGGAAUUUGGGGGGAAAGUGAGGCUUAUAUUUAGGCCAAUAUGGUAAUAAAGCUUUUGGCCAAAAUCUACACUUCUGACAUGGGUUGCCAUACAUUUGUAGGGUGUAUUGAUUCCCACAGUGUUGCCGUUAUGGAUUUUCCUGGACAUUUCAGCAAUUUCCACCCAGACACUUUCCAACAGCUGAAUCCUGGUCAUGUCCGGGAAAUUCCGGAUGUAUGGUAACCCUAACUUACACAGUGAAAAGGAACAGGUAGUGAUGGAAAGAAAGGCCCUCUGGCUGGGACCCUGGAGACAGCAGGUAAACCUGGGCUCGGUUGGUUGGUUGUGAGAUUUGGAGAAUGGCUAUCCUGUCUCAUACCUGUAGCUCCUACGAGAAAUAAUCCCUGUUCCUGUGAUUUGUUUCAACUGGUUUUUAAUUCUGAAGUUAGUUGUUGUAACCUGCCCUGGGAUCUCCUGGUGAAGGGCAGGUAAUAAAGUUAACCACCAACACAACACUGUGCUGAAUCAAGAACUUAGGGUGAUUGUACUGGAAGCUGCAAAUACUGGCAUAAGUGUGUGCAAUGACAGACUGUGCAGCGUGUUGCACGUGUGUGUGCUUGUAGGCAUAAGUGCUUGGGGAAAAUGCAUCCAACAUAUAUUUAACUGCUAUUGUUCUGGGGAAAGUGGAUAGGACAGACAUCCUAUGAGUAGGAUGGCAACUGUAAGGAAAUGUCAUAAAAGGAGCCUGUGUGGUAUAAUGGUAGAGCGGGGGGGGGGGGUCUGUUGCUGCUGAAUAAAGCUCCCAUCAGCUCCAGCCCGCAUGGCAAAUGAUUAGAUCAUGGGUAGGCAAACUAAGGCCCAGGGGCCAGAUCUGGCCCAAUUGCCUUCUAAAUCUGGUCCGCGGACGGUCCAGGAAUCAGCGUGUUUUUACGAGUAGAAUGUGUCCUUUUAUUUAAAAUGCAUCUCUGGGUUAUUUGUGGGGCAUAGGAAUUCGUUCUUUCCCCCCCUUCAAAAUAUAGUCCAGCCCCCCACAAGGUCUGAGGGAUAGUGAACCGCCCCCUGCUGAAAAAGUUUGCUGACCCUUGGAUUAGAUAGUUGGAUACAAGAUCUUGAGGGCACGAUGUUGGCUGCCCCUGAGAAUUCAAAUUCCCACUCAGCCGUGAAGCUCACUUGAAUCAGUCUCCAUCUCUCAGCCUAACCUACCUCACAAGGUUGUUGUGAGCUCAAAAUGCAGGGAGCAGUGUAGGACCUUGGGGUCUCAAAUCUCAGCAGCGCCCUGUGCAGCCACCUCCUCUCGCGUUCCAUUCUACAUCAUAGUUGCGGCACCCCUGUGGCAUUCCCAAGGCUCCACACCCAGGGCGACCAAACAGGUCCCAUUCCCCUAAAUCGGCCUCUGCACGUACACUACCUUGAGCUGCAUGGUGCAUGGACAGAAACAAAAUGAUGAAGGCAACGCUCCAAGAUCUUCCCCCUCCCCAAAGGCAGAAUAGGGAUGAUGAUGUGUAAAACAGGGUUGCUCAGCCUACAGUCCUCCAGAUGUUGUUGGACUCCCAACUCCCACCAGCCGAAGCAGACAUAGCCUGUUUUUGAGGUAGGUGGGUUGGGAGAUGCAGGCAAAGAGUAUUUGAAGGGCAACAGGCUCCCCAUGCCUGAUUUACAACCCCUAGCAAGUAGGGGCCACUGCAAUUCCUAUUUGUUUUGCUGCUAGUUACACUAAUUGAAGAUAUUUUAGUCCAGGAAAAGACAACACACACACACCCCAAACACACAGCUACAGAAACUGAGCUGUGUUCACUGUAAACUCAAAAGCUGCUGAAUAAUGCUGCUGUUCAGAAAAAGAGUGAAUUCUUAACAGCUUCUUUUGCUCUUAUUCCUCCACACUUUGCUUAAAGAAAGAAGUUGCAACAGCCCAGAGCACACUGAGCUCAAUGCCUGGAGCAGUUUUAACUGGAGAGAGGGAUUAGAAAUUUUAAAAUAAUGAAUCAAAGAAAUAAAGAAGGGCAGUAAGAGUAGUAUCUCAGUUGUGUUGAAGCCCUUGGUGUUUAAUACAAAAACCUGGUUGCUCCCUCUUAAACACACCAGUUCUGCUGUUGAAACAAGAGACAGAAGUUAUAUUGUGAAAGGAGGGGGAGGCAGGGACACCUGUGUGUUCUUAGGAGGUUUCUGUGGGAAGGGAGAGAGGGAGGGGCACUGGCUGCUCCUUCUUCUCACGUACGCCAUGCAUGGUACUAACACAAGAUGUUUGCUGCAAACAACCUUUAAACGCCCAAAGUAUGAGAGGUUUUCAACACACACACACACACACACACACACAGAGAGAGAGAGAGAGAGAGAGAGAGAGAGAGAGAGAGAACAUACCUCAACCUUCAUUCUGUUCUUGCAUGGAGAUGACUACAGUGGAUUUAUUUAUUUAUCAUCAUCGUUAUCAUCAUUAUCAUCACCACACCUUUCCUCCAAGCAGCUCACAGGGGCAUACAUGGUUCUCCUCCAUCUUCAUUUUAUCCUCACAUUGGAUGAGGCUGGGCUGGGCUGGGUUGGGUGACAGUGACUGGCCCCAAAUCACUCAGCUUCAUAGCUGAGUGGGGAUUUGAACCCAGGACUCCAACAUUCAGUUCAAAGUGUUGGUCAUGGCCUUUAGACAUCACACUGGGUCGACAUCUUCAUUGAGCUAUCCAACCUUCUACCAGUUUUCCCAGGACAGUCAUUAAACUAACUGGGCUAUAAUUUCCAGGAUCCCCCCAGAUCCCUCUUUAAACACUGGUGGUACACUGGCUACAUUUCCAGUCCUCAGUAAUGGAGGCUGACCUAAGUACUCAAUCCUACUCAAAACAGACCCACUGAAAUUAAUGAAUGGACAAGUUAAUCUUGUCCAUUAGCUUCAAUGGGACUGCUCUGUGUAUGGUGAGCAUUGGAUAUCGCUAGGGGUGUGUGUGUGUGUGUGUGUGUGUGUGUGAGAGAGAGAGAGAGAGAGAGAGAGAGAGAGAGAGAGAGUUCACUGUCAAGGAAUAAGGCUGCCAUUCUAUGCACACAUACAUGUGAGCAAGCAGCACUAUAUGCUUUGGGAUUUAUUUCUGAGGAAAUAGUUAUUUAUUCAUUCAUUUAUUCAUGCAUUCUUUCAUUCAUUUAAGGUCCCCACUCUUUAGCAAAAAAAAAAAAAAAGGUUCCCAGAACAGCUUUCAAAUUAAACAUAGUCCCUGCUCUCAGGUUUACAAUCUUAGAAAGACAUCAUUCAAUGGGAAAAACAGAUUGAGAGAGAGAAAUAAUUAACCAAAUUCUGGUUGAAUUUCUUAGUUACUAGUUAAUUACAUAUAUAUAUAUAUAUAGUUGUUACUUUAUGUUAUACUUUUAUACACAUGUUUAGCUAUAGUACUUUAUUUUGUAUGUGUUCUAAGUUAUAUCUAUUUUAUUUUCCUUCUAGGGUCCAAGUGGUCUUAUAUGGGUAAGUAGUGACUUUAGGUCAAUACAUUAAACUGUAAUUCUUUAUCCUAUUUGUUUAAUGUCAGGUUAGAUCUAGGGAGGUCUCAUUUAGUUAAUAACAGGAUCUGUUUUGUUGAUCUAAUGUCUACAUAUAUUCCAUUCAUCCACACAACAGGGCACAUCAGGCGAUAACAGCAUGUGAUGCCAUGAUGUGGUACAGAUAUCAUAGGAACAUGUUGUGUCCCAUGAAAUCAAUUCUUGUUCAGAGAGGUGGGCCGAGCACUUGGCUAACUACCAGGUCAACUGGUUGACCAAAAAAGUAAGUGAAGGUAGAACUUACCAGGCCACUGCUAGGGGACAGGCCACACAAGUAUAUGAAAAUGAGCUGGGGUAGAAGGCAGCGGCUGGCUGGCGGCAAAGGUGUAUUGUGUUGCGACAACGUUGUGCUGUAUAAAUGGAACAUCUUUGUAUUUAGUUCCUUCAUGUUGAGUCUCAAGGACCAGGGCUUUUUUUCACCCAGAACUUGCAGGAACUCAUUUCUGGCACCAUUGCCAUUGGAAAACAACAAGGGAUGUUUCAUGGUGAGUUCCGGUACCUCUUUUACUAGAAGAACAGCACUUUCAAGGACUAUGUGUUAAAGCCCAGGAAUGGAAAUCCUAAUAUGUUGUGUCAAGUGAAGAGCUGGAAAAGGUUCUUUACUGACUUUGGAUGGCUGGUGUUUACUAGCUACUGGACAUCCCUUACCUGCUUUGCUGGGUAGAAACACUCUAAGACAGAGGUCGGCAAGGUUUACUGGCCAUGGGCCGGAUCACUCCCACAGAGAUUGUCCAUGGGCCGGACUGGCGCAGCGCAAUGCCGGAAAUCACGUCUGCGCAUGUCCACGGCGCCAGAAAUCGCUUCUGCGCAUGCCCAGACGUCAAAAUUCAUGCCUGCGCAGAAGCAAUUUUCGGCAUCUGGACAUGCGCAGAUGUGAUUUCCAGUAUCUGCGCAUGCACAGAUGCGAUUUCCGGCACCACUCAGUGAGUCCCUGGUUUAGUGCAGCACACGGGGGACUCACCGAGUGGGCGGCUCAGUUCAGGAGUGGCUCAUGGGUCAGUAAAAUGGUCUUUGUAGGCCGCAUCCAGCCCAGGGGCCGCAUGUGGCUGACCCCUGCUCUAAGAGGUGGAAUGUGGCUGCAAAGGAAACAGUAAAGUCUGAAUUAUGCAACUGGCUAAGGGACUUCAAGGAUAUGCCAUUUGCAUGUGGGGUGAACUGAUGCAGGUUUAUACACAGGCAUGAUAUCUACGGUCACUUCCAGAUUGUCAGUAUUUUGUGGGAGGGGUAGAAGGGCUUUCUGGAAAUUUAGGUUUAUCUUAUCUUAUCUUAUCUUAUCUUAUCUUAUCUUAUCUUAUCUUAUCUUGUUUGUUUGUUUGUUUGUUUGUUUGUUUGUUAACCCUCAGUGUAAGCUUUGUGCAAGGCAAAUUAGGAUGCAGGAGAAGCCCUAUCUGAGUGCAUGGCUGUUCCUCUGUGUUUUUAUAUUUGUAAAUAUGCAGAUAUUAAAAGCACACACAAACACAUAUGCCCAUAUCAUACUCUCUCUCCACAGGGAAAUUGACCUUGUAAGACACACUUAGGGAAGUGGAUUGCUUCAAGGUAGCCUCCAAAGCGAAAUAGCUACAUGGCACAAUUUCCCCUUAGGGGAAAUCUGUCUUGGAAUUAUUGUUUUUUUCAAGAGACCUUUGUGUCACAUGGGAAAUGAUGCAGAGUGUUUGCUGUCUCCGCUGCCCAGCCCCACACAGUUCAUCUUUGUGUGGUUCAUCUUUGACUUGCUGAAGCUGCUUGUUUCUCUCCUAUAAGAGUUCCCCAGUCCUACUUUAGCAAGCAUCAGCUCUCAAUUCCUUUCCUUAUUGCUGCAGGACAUUUCCAUUUAUCUGAGUCAGAUAAGGAGCUCCCCCCCCCCCAGGUCCUGCCCUCCAUGUAGGAAGCUUGCAGGAGACCUUUGCACAUUUAAACCCAUUCCACUGUUUCUAAAGACGUAGAGAAUGUGCGUGCGUGCGCACACAGGCACCUCAGGUAUAUAACAUUGCUGUUGAAAGGUGUUUCGUCUGCAAGAUGUGAUUCUAACAGGUCAGGGCAUGGUUGUGGUGGUCCUUGGAGCAGAGAGGGCAGCGAGAGACAAUUCUGUUCUGCUGGCAAGGCAAGGAGAGGAGAGGGAGUUGUUGCCAUUAAGUGUUUAUCUUUCAAGGAGCUUUUAUUCUCACGACUCCACUUUUAUCUCACAACUCCACUAGGUGGGCUAGGCUUAGAGAGAGAGAGGCACGUCAGAAAGUGAGUUUUAUGGCUGAACAGUGAUUUGAACCUAGGUUCUCCCUGCUCCUAAUCCAAAUAAGGACUCAUCCAUCUGGCCCACUACUUCCCCCCUGGAAAACCCACUCUUUACCACUGAAUUGGAACAAAUGGCAAUUAGGUUUUCUGCGGAUUGCUGGUUGUUCCGAUUCAGCAGCAAAGUGGGUUUUUCAAGGGAAAGCUGCAGGGCAAAACCACUCAGACCUGUUCUUAGAAAGUGGGGGAGAAGUGGGAAACCGCUCAAACCCUUUCAAGGCAUGGAACGAGCGUAACACUGGGCAGGCCAUAAGGCUUGUCUCAAGAAGCAAUUGUCUGUAUAGUUCCCAGGGCAACAUAUACCUGCCUAUUUACAUGUCCAAGGUUCUUUAAAAAACAAACAAACAAAUUUUCAGGUACACAUUUCCCACAAUUAAAUAUAAAACAAUACAUCCAACGACUUCCCUUCUCCUCCUCCGAUGGUUCAUUGUACUUUCAAAAUUAGCUGCAUAUUCUAUUUCUUCCAUCUAGUUUCCCCCUCCCCAUCAUAUCUUAAUCUAAAUUAUACUGUUGAAUUUACAAUAAUCCUGCUAGCCUUUUCACUUGCUCACAAUAGUUUUCCAAAUGGGUCCCUAAAUGGAUGUUUGAGUUCAAGGUAUUUCUCAAAUGUCUGAAGAGGCUGAAGGCUACUGGGCGAGACAGGCCAAUGGUCUGACCCUGUGCCAUGCAUCUGCCUGUGUUUCGAAUCUGGAUUCCUUUAUUGUCUCCCUGAGGUUCUUCUGAUGGGGAGCGAGUGUGGCCCAAGAUGUUCCCCUUUUGUGGAGGAGUAUUCCAGUCGCCAAUUGAUUUUCACAAUGACGUUCUCCAGUAUGAUUCAACUCUUCUGCCCAUAGAACUGGAAGGCUACAAUGUCUCCCCCACUGAGGAGUUUAUUUUGACCAAUAAUGGACAUUCAGGUAAGGGAGAAAAUGGACAGAGAAAAUUGAACUAUUACUAUCAUUACAUAAUGACAAAGAAUGCUAUUUAGCAUUUGUACAGGACUUUAGAGUGUUCUGAUUAUUCUCAAUAUAUAUUUUCUCAAUAAUUUCUAAUAAUUUCUUAUCUUUCUUUUUUAAAAAAAGAUAAUAUAGGCCAGCCUUAUUCCCAUUUUGUAGACAUUCAGGGAUCAGCAUAGAUAGGAUUUGGUUGGGUUUACAGUUUUCACCACACUGCCUGUUUAUUUUGGCACAUAACUUUGGAUCUAGUUUUCCCUCCUGUGUGGAGGUGUUGUCACACAUAUUGGUUCUGUGCCCAUAUGUGUGUCUACACAGGUGGCCACUCAAAGAACCUCAGUUACAAGUUAAAUGACUUGCUAUUGGUGACGCUUAUGACGGUCUUAAUACAGUGCUACUAACAGACGAAAUAGCUCUAAAACCACAAGGUGUACAACUCUAACCAAAGCACAGUGAAUAAUAACCUCCUAGCAUGUUAAAUUGGGCUUGGCAAGCAAGGUACAAUGUUCUUCAUCCAAGUUUAGAGGGAUGAGCUGCAUUUAGUAUUUUGUUUGAUAUUCUGGAUAUUGGCAGCAGCCAGAAUAUGGAAAAAUACAACUAGCAGAGGCACAGGAUGCUUCGAAAUGUUGCUAGUUUGUCAUCCCUUUAGUUUCCUCAUCCCAACAAAAAUGCACAUGAUAUUCAGAAUUUCCUUCCUUAGUAAUCUCCAUCCAUAUGCACAUAGUAAAUUUUAUCUGAACUUCCUUAAUGUCUUUACAGUAUUGUGAAUUAUUCCCUUUUGCAGCAGGUUUGAUGACAAAAUAAUUCUCUUCCUUCAAUGGCUGCAAAGUUUCUUGUUGCCUCUGCACCAGUGUGAAAUAUAACCCUUUUAAAAUGCACUAACAUCCCAACAGGGACGCGGGUGGCGCUGUGGGUAAAACCUCAGCGCCUAGGGCUUGCCGAUCGUAUGGUUGGCGGUUCGAACCCCCGCAGCGGGGUGCGCUCCCAUCGUUCGGUCCCAGCGCCUGCCAACCUAGCAGUUCGAAAGCACCCCCGGGUGCAAGUAGAUAAAUAGGGACCGCUUUCUAGCGGGAAGGUAAAAGGCGUUCCGUGUGCUGCCCUGGCUCACCAGAUGCAGCUUGUCACGCUGGCCACGUGACCCGGAAGUGUCUGCGGACAGCGCUGGCUCCCGGCCUAUAGAGUGAGAUGAGCGCACAACCCUAGAGUCUGGCAAGACUGGCCCGUACGGGCAGGGGUACCUUUACCUUUACCUUUAACAUCCCAACAUUAAUCCUUUGAGGACUGUGAUAUUAGCCAGUGUUAGUACUAGGAGCCCUAAAUGUAGCUCUCAGUUUAAGAUAUUGCCCCAAAAGGUGAGAGCAAUUUGAGCUGCAUCCUAACUUGGGAAGCUACAUCUAAGAUCAGAACUGGCAGAAUUCAUUUGCCUCUGUACAUAUAAAUUAGCAUAUGCAAUUUUAUGUAAAUAUGUGUCAUGGACCUGCACUGAGUUUUGCCCCUGCAUUUAAUACUGUCAUGUCAUGUUGCCUCCCUCUCCCAUCUUCUCCUCCCCUAGUAAGAAUGAGUCUUUCUCAAAGCAUGCGCAUCCGGAGCCUCCCUUCCCACUAUUCUGCCGCUCAGCUCCAUUUACACUGGGGAAACCGGAACAAGCAGGAAGGAUCUGAACACACAAUUGGUGGGAGGCAUUUUGCUGCUGAAGUAAGAUUUUUAUUGCACCUUUCAGAUAUCUAUUUAUUAAAACAUUUUAUGCCAUGUUUUGGCCCUACAAAGGGCACCCAAGACAAUUUACAAUUAAGAUCCAACAACAAUUAAAAUUGAAAGGCAAGAUUAAAAUACACUAAAUUUCCUGCCUUAUUUUUCCUUUUCCUUAUGAGGCUGGCAGAAGCAGACUGCUAGUUGCUCCCCUCUGCUGCACAGCACAGCUGGCUUUGUUCAUCACAAGUUUUGUACGCCACUUUUAGGACCUUUUCUCAGGUGGAAAAGCAGCUAAUAUUUUUAAUAUACAUAUUUUAAUCAAACUUACUAAGUACAGAAAAAUAUAUUUUGAGUUUCACAACUUUAAUAAUAAAAAAAAGUUUAUUAGCUCUUGCAUUCUAUUUCAUUCCCUGAUCUAGUUUUCCUCAGGACAAACAACUCUCUGCAAGCCCCACCUUCUCAAAGCAGCACAUUUACAAAUCUUGUAGCACCAAAUCAUAACACAGACAAGUUCCAAAUGAUACCAGAAAAAUCUUUUUUUCCUUAAAGAUUCAAUACAUGGUGAACUAUCAUAUCUGUUUAGCAGGGAGAAAUCUAUGCCAAGUGUAACUAUUAUUUUUUUUUACUACAGCUCCCAUCAGUCCCGCCAGCAUGACCAAAGAUCAGGAAUGAUGGGAGUUGUAAUCACCAAUAUCUGGCAAGCACCACAUUGGCCACCCUGGGAUGAGGGUGCUCUUAAGGACUGCUGAUUGAUCCAGAUAUGCUAAUAAGUUUCGCAGUCCUAGUUUAGAUAUUUAUUCUACAGAACUGCCUGGGAGGACCAAUCUGAACACAGCACCACAAUCCAUUCCAUGCAAGGGUCAAACUAGGCUUUAUUUCAUCUGGGUCAAAGACUCAGUUUGGCAUGCACACCCAUUCAUUUGUGCACACGCAUGCAUACACACACACACACACACACGGGGGGGGGGGCUGGGAACCUCAAUGGCGCCCCUCUGGAGGCUUCACCUGGGACAAAAAUCUAGCUACCCCCCCCCAUAGCUAUGACACUGUUCUGUGGACGCCACAAAGAAUUGCCAUUGUGUUCAGUUCCUUCAGUUCACAACCACAAAGCUGUUUCAUGUCUUGCACUAAUUAUAAGUCUAGCAGAACACAUGGAUGCCUGCCAUGAAGUAUAAUUCAAGGUCAAUUACAAGGGACUGAGAGCGCAAGGCUGCAGCAAUACAUCUUGGUUCCUGAGGCAGAAAACCCUAAUGGUGUGAUGUUGGCACUCUUCCCCAUCCCGUAUUCCUUGCUGUUAACAGGGGGCAUCCAAGCUGCCCAGAAGUGUCCCACAUAAGCCACCUCAUUAAAAUACCAUAUUCUUGGUGAACUGUACCCAUCAGACAGAUUUCCCCCGUAUUCCAUUCUGCCACUUCUGUAGUUAAUGCUGUAAUUCUGAUGGUCUGUUACAGAGAUAGGGGACCUUUUCUGACUGGUGGGCCAGAUCUUACUCUCUCCUCCGCCAGCGGGCCAGAUUUGACAAGCGGGCAAGGCUGUCCACAUGUCAAUCAACAGACAUCACAGUGAUGUCACGAGAUGCUGUGCUAAAGUCCUUUGCAAGCAGCUCCACACUGCUCCGUAAACCUCUGAAAAUCAGUUUUUGGAGGUUCAAAGAGCGACUCUGGGAGGGGAAAGUGGUUUGCAUUGAAUAGAAAUCACUUUCACCUCCUUGAGUAAGGCACAUUCCUACCACACAUCAGCUGAAGGGGAGGGGAGCACAUCUGGUCUCUGCAAAGGAAUAAUCUGUUGCUGUCGUUCUUUUGAAGCCUCAUGUCUACCUGCCCCACUACCAGCCAAAUGGGGAAGCCUGGUGGGCCAAGUCAAGCCCCCAGGUCCCAAAUUCUGCACCUCUGUUCUAUUAUAACUAGGCCAGGCUUGGGGUGUGUAAAAUCCAGCAUGCUGGUCCAUUCAGGCAUAUAUAUAUAUAUAGUCAGUUUUCCUAAUCAGGCAACUUAUAUUGCAGUAAGGCAUCCAGUAAAUCAGGUUAUCUUUUGCAAGCUUUGUAAAUUUGUUAAGCCCAGGGGCAGAGCUACCUGCCCCGGCAUCCGGAGCGGCGCGGGGGCGGGGCUAGCUUCCCAUGCGGUGAGUGUCCCUAGCCGCUUGCCACCCGCAUGGCGAGCAUCCCUAGCUGCCUGCUGCCUGCGUGGUGAGCAUGGAGGGGGCGCUGCUAGCUGCCCAUGGCAGCAUCAUCCCUAACGGCCCGUCGCCCACGCAGCGAGCAUGGGGGGGCGCAGUGAUGUCACCCGAUGCGCACCGCACCCCCCCCACCUGCCUUCCUCCACCAGUGGUUAAGCCUUCGGCUGGUGUUUGCCAUUUUAUUCCCCCUCUGUAGCUCCACAUCGUACAUUACAACUCUGACAAAUAUCUGGACGUGAACUCAGCAAUGGACAAAUCAGAUGGACUGGCAGUCUUGGCAAUCCUGAUUGAGGUAAGCAGCUCUUUCCCUCAAAGGUGUCCAAAACUAAAGUGUACCCAGAGGUUUAAUAUAAUUCAGGUCUUAUCUGGCUCUUGGCAGUUGAUGAUUCUAUCCAGGUUCCAAGCUUGUCCCAGAGCUGGAGAAGCUUUGGCCCUCCAGUUGUUGUUGGACUCCAACUCCCAUCAGCCCCUGCCACACUUGCCAAUGCUCAGUGAUAGCAGAAGUUGUAGCCCAUCAACAUCUGGAGGGCCACAUGUUCCCUGCUCCAGACUCAGGGAAAAGGAGGAGACAAGGCUCUUUUGAUUGCCUGCCCUUGUGGAUGAAGGAUUGCUGCCCUGUUAAAAGCUGUUUCAUACAUCUUACAAUGCAAACAACAUUAUUUCCCUCGCCAAAGUAUGCUUUGGUCACCAAAUAUGUUUGGAGUUGCUUUUCCAGUGCUAUUUUGCUAAUGGUUUAGUGAACUAUAAUCAUGGCUAUUAAGUAUUUUAGAAUGUGGUUGAAGAAAUCACUCACCACCAGAUGCCAUUAUUCUAAUGAGAGCAGCUCUGGGGUUAUUGAAACACAAAUGUAUUUGUGCCCUGAAAAGAAAUGACCUCAGCCCACUAAAUCUGUGGCUGGGCUUAUAUCGCCAACAAAUGAUGGCGUAAACUGAAACAACAAGGUCAGACCAAAACAUUUGGGUACCCAAAACAUCCACAUGGUCUUCUUCCCUACUGAGUAAACAUGGGGAAACAAUCCAUCCAAAGCUCUCCUGUGCAAGUUCCAUUGAAGUGGAUGGGAGCUGUGCUACUGUGUUCUUGCGCAGGAGACCUUUCUGGUGGAUUUUGCCCCUUGUUGGGCUCUCCUCUUCCAUUACCAUUAAUGGUGCCUAAUAAAGAUCUGCAAGUACUUGCUGAACCUAAAACUAUGCAGAAUUAUAAUGGCUUAGAAAAUAAAUCUUCUCCCUUUUGGUUACAGACAGGCGCAUUCAAUCCAUCGUUCGAAAAGAUCUUCAGUCAUUUUCAGAAUGUGAAAUACAAAGGUAGGAAAGAGAAUUUCAACUGGAAUUUUGCAUGCCUAAGCAGUCAAAUCAGAAGACUUUGUCAAUUUAGGAUGUGCUUGCAGUGCAGGUUACCGUAUUUUUCGCCCUAUAGGACGCACUUUUUCCCCUCCAAAAAUGAAGGGGAAAUGUGUGUGCGUCCUAUGGGGCGAAUGCAGGCUUUCGCUGAAGCCUGGAGAGCGAGAGGGGUCGGUGCGCACCGACCCCUCUUGCUCUCCAGGCUUCAGGAAGCUAUCCGCAAGCCUUGGGAGCCCGCGGGAGUUCUCGCCGGGAUCCCAAGGCUUGCGGACAGCAGCCUGCAGCCCGAAACCCGGGGAGCACAGUGGAGUGCGCCCCGGGCUUCGGGCAGCUCUCCGCAACCCUGGUGAGACCGGCGCGACUACCCGCUGGGCUCCCUAGGCUUGCGGAUAGCAGCCUGCAGCCCGAAGCCUGGGGCGAGCUGAGCAGCGCGCCCGCGCUUCGGGCAGAUAUCCGCAAGCCUGGGGAGACCGGCGGGAACUCCCACCGGUCUCCCCAGGCUUGCAGAUAGCAGCCUGUUUUGGGGGCUGGGGUCAGGGGAAGCUUGAGCUUCCCCCGCCCCAGCCCCGCGCCUGGGGGGGAAAUAAUUUUUUUUACUUUAUUUCCCCCCCAAAAAACUAGGUGCGCCCUAUGGGGCGAAAAAUACGGUAAUUCAUUAGAAAUCAGUGUGAGGUUGGUUUGCUGUAUGUGGUACUGAAUUGUUUAUAAGCAAGUGAUAACCCAAAGCAGCAUAAACAAAAAAUUAAAAAAGCAGCCUAACAAAAUACAUUCUGCUCGUUUCAUCCAUCGAUACCAUUGUCGUGCACCCACCCUGUUGUCUGCCUCACUGUCAUCUCCCCACCCCUGACCUAGACAAGUUAGCUAACCUGCGGUUGAGCAUGUGUCAUGAUGGCAAUACUGGAUUACUUUUGUUGCUCAGCAAAGUGUGUGUUUUGCAGCAGCCAGCCACACUGAUUGGCUGUCAGAGCUGUGACCUUUAGAGCAGAACACUUUGCUUCUCUAGCUAGAUGCACAGCAUCAGGGGGACUGACUGGUGAAAGUGCUCAUUCUGUUGCAUGCACAAAUUAAACCUCCUUAUCUGGAAUAAUGGAAAAGAGGGCAAAAUAAAGAAUUAAGGGAAUGCUGCAUCCAAAAAUAUGCUGAGAGUUGGGCUGGCAAGAAUAUAGUUAUUAAAAAAAGGGUGAUCUUUUUCAGAUCAGGAAGCCUUCAUCCCAGGUUUCAAUGUCCAAGAUUUGCUCCCAGACAGACUGGAUGAAUAUUACCGCUAUGAAGGAUCCCUGACCACACCUCCUUGCUACCCAAGUGUUCUUUGGACGGUUUUUCGAAAGCCAGUACAAAUUUCAGAGGAACAGGCAAGGGUCUAUAAAACAUAUGUUCUCAGUUAAAGUUGGUAAUCUUGCCAGUAAUUGUGCAUGAAGUGUAUACCUGCCUUCUGAGAGAGCCAGUGUGGUGUAGUGGUUAAGAGUGGUGGACUCGUAAUCUGGUGAACCGGGUUCGAUUCCCUGCUCCUCCACAUGCAGCUGCUGGGUGACCUUGGGCUGGUCACACUUCUCUGAAGUCUCUCAGCCCCACUCACCUCACAGAGUGUUUGUUGUGGGGGAGGAAGGGAAAGGAGAUUGUUAGCCGCUUUGAGACUCCUUCAGGUAGUGAUAAAGCGGGAUAUCAAAUCCAAACUACUCCUCCCCCUCCUCCUCCUCCUCCUCCUCCUCUUCUUCUUCUUCUUCUUCUUCGUUUCCCACCUACUUACACCUUUAUGGAUGCUGUGCACAGGCUAGACUCCUAUCUACCGUCUUCGCUUUACUGUGUUGGAUUCAAACUGAAGAUUAAGACUGAACUUCCGCCCUAGUGUUUGAGACAUGGAAAACACAGACAGGACUAAUUCGUUUGACCCAGUGUGAAAAAUGAAAAGAAAUUGUUCUGUCAUCAGUGUGUCCAGGGCUGUGCAAGCAAUCAGUGGACAAUAUGAGAGUUGCAACCCAAGAGAUCUUGGGGCACAUUUAAGAAACUUGGGCAAGACCAGAAUGUGUGCUGAAUGUAGUGAAAUGGUUGUCCACACAUUCCAUCACAGGCCUAGUAUCCUCUGCAAAACCAAACCAAACCAAACCACCUGAAGGAUAAACAGUAAUGUACUAAAUUGCAAUCCAGGCAAUGCACUCAGCAGUGGCGCAGCAUGGGGGAGGCCGUGGCCCCAGGCACAUUUUUAGGGGGUACAACAAGGUGCCCCUCGGCUAGCUGAGAGGGAGGGGAAGGGCACAGCUCCAAGCAGGCCUGACUUGGGGUGGAAGCAGCAGAGAGGAGAGGCAGCGGCAGCUUUGCCGCCCCUCUCCCUCACUGAGUUGGUAAGUGCAGCCCCCACCUGGCUGACUGGAAGGGUGCACACCUCCCCUGCUGCCUCCUCCUCAUGGUGCCCUCCAAGCCCUGCCCCCGCCCCCCCCCCCCGGGCACUGGGAAGGCAUGCUCUUCUGCUGGCACUCAACCACAUUAGAACACCCACAGUUGAUCUGGGUUGACAUUUUUUUUAAAAGCUGUCAAGACUGAAUACAAGCCCCAUAUGUGGCUGUUUGAAACAGCCCUAAUCAAACAUACUAAGAGAGCAAAUUCUUCUUAAUUGUGGGGGUAUCCAGGUCUCUUAAAGGAGGGACAUGUGCCUCUGGCUUAGUCAAGUCUGCUGUGGCAGCUGCUUUACAGAACAUAAGAAGAGCCUGCUGGAUCAGGCCAAUGGGCCGUCUAGUUCAGCAUCCUGUUCUCAUUGUGGCCACCCAGAUGCCUGUGGAAAACCCUCGAGCAGGAUCUGAGCACAAGAGCACUCUCCCUUCCUGAGGUUUCCAGCUUUCCACAGUGCCUACUUUCCAUCUGGAAAUCAUACCACCAUUUCCACAUUUUCCAUAUGUUACACAGUUUGCACGUUAAGAGAACAGGUGAGGUCCCUGUAGACUGGAGGUGGGCAAAUGUUGUCCCCAUCUUCAAAAGGGGGGAAAGUAGACCCAGGAAACUACUGACUGGUGAACUUGGCAUCAAUACUAGAGAAGGUCCUAAAACAGAUAAUUCAACAGUUUGUCUGUGAGCACUUAGAAAAGGAUGCUGUGAUUACUAAGACCCAGGAUAGGUUUCUCAAAAAUAAGUCAUGUCAGGCAAACCAUUUCUUUUCUGAUGGAAUUACAAACUUGAUGAAUCUAGGGAAUGCUGUGGACAUAGUGUAUCUUAAUUUCAGUAAGGCUUUUGACAAAGUCCCCCGUGAUAUUCUUGCAAGGAAGCUAGUAAAAUGUGGAUUGAAUGAGUUAACUGUUGGUGGAUUUGUAGCUGGUUGGUGGACUGAAUCCAAAGAGUACUCAUUAAUGGUUCCUCAUCAUCCUGGGAAAAAGUGACAAGUUGGGUACUGCAGGGUUCUGCCCUGAGCCCAUUGUUGUUCAACAUCUUUAUAAGCAACUUGGAUGAGGGACUUGAGGGAUGCUCAUCCAAUUUGCAGAUGACACUAAACUAGGAGGGGUACAGAAUACAGAAUCAGAAUUCCAAGUGACCUUAACAGAUUGGAGAAUUCAGUCGCUUGAAUUUUGACUAGUACUGUAGAGUCAAUACAUCCCAGCUACAGAAACAUUAAAACUAGAUACUGGGAGAAAUGUCUCAAUUGUAAUAAGGACUGGUGAUGGAAGGAAAGCAUGCGUUUCCUGCCACUCUGAUGUCCUUAAAACUGUUGUGCUUUGCUCAUAGCUGCUGGCCCUGGAAAGCACUCUGUACUGCACACAGCCUAGUGACCCUGCUCCUCUUGAAAUGGUGAACAACUAUAGGAGAGUCCAGGAGUUUGAUGAAAGGCUGGUUUCUGUGUCCUUCCGGCAAGGUAAGCAACAGAAGAUUCAAAUUUCAAAUUUAUGCAGAGUUUAGAGUUUUAUAAAUUGCACCAGAGACACUUCCAAGCCAAGAACAGUUUGUUGGGUGUGUAGCAUUCCCCCUUAACAUGAUAUGAAAUGGGGUGUCAUUAAAUACAGUUUUGUUUGUUUAUCUUGCCUUCUGUUGGGGCAGCCCGACUGUAUUUCCUAAAAGGCUAAAGUUGCAACAAGCGCCAGCAAGUGGAUGUGGUGAACCAAAGGUGAGGUGGUCCAGGAGCUUUGCUGGCACCAGCUGAAUCCUCAAGAUAACCUUGGGUGUGGUGGAGAUCAUGGCCACCUGUGGGCUGCUCUGCUGUAUAAAAGGCAUUUGUGCCACUGCCUGGGUGCGGACAAGCCAUCUCCUUGUUGUGGAGUUUGUCCCACAGAGUGCUGGAAGCAGGGGUUGUGAGUUUGCUUUUCCUUUAAGUAAACCUGGCGGUGUGGACAGCUUUCUUUGGGAACCUGAGUAUCUGGGCCCCUGUGAGCCCUUCUCUGGCUCUGCAGGAUAUAACAGCAGACAAGGGUAUUUUGCUGUCUGGUGAUCUGCAUCUAAAAGGAACCACAACUUUGCAUUGCAGGAAGACACUUUCUGGGGAGUUUCAAAGGAUCCGAUGAAGCCAUUCAGGAGAAUGAGUUUGACACGUAAUAAACGACUCAUAACGCUGGAUUGAUUUAAAAAACCCACUGUCAUGAGUGGAAAAAUUAGCCAUCUGACUGAAGUGAAAUGUGAGGCAAAAAUAAUUGGCUGAAGAUUAUUAUAUGGUUCUAAAUUAUUGGCAAAUCAAUGCAACAAUGACCUCUGUCAAAAAGAAAAAAAGGGGGAGAAGCCUUGUAUUUUACUGUGGAUCAGUAAUGUUUUUUAUUACUGUCACAGGGCUUCUUUUCUGCAAACUGAACUGCAAACUUUGUUGCUUUACAGCAAAGAAAGUAUACAUAAUGCAGUCUUAUGCAUGUUUACUUUCAAAUAAGCCACUGUUUUGAAAGGAGCUUAUUCUGUUAAUUCUGCAUAGAAUUUCAGCUGUAGUUUCCUGCAACUCAGGAGGGAUUCUCCACUAGAUUUCUGAAGAGGUCUGAAAUUGUAGUACUCUAAAAUCAUAUGGGGAAACCCCAAACUUUAUUUAUAAUUUAUUAUUUAUAUAGCACUGACAGGGUAAACAGCAGUUAAAUGCUCCAAUACAGCUUUUACAUGGAGCAUGAACCAAGCAGCUGGCAGAAGACUUCAUGUUCAAGGUGCACCAGAGAGCACUUUCAGAGACACACGCUUGCCUUGGGCCACCCCUCUGUCUUUAAGCCUGUGCUGUGCUGGGCAGGCUGGACCUCUUUGUCUGCCCAUUUGCUAUUCAACUAGGGCAUGUAACAUAUAAACUAAGCUGUAGUUUAUACAGCUGACCCUCCCAAAAGACAGGAAAGAAGGAAGAGAGAGAUACAGGGAGAUUUCCUUUCGCAACCCAGGAUAUUUCAUGGGCCUUCAAACUUGUAUAUCAUGAAAGCUACAUUUCAUUUAUCCUUUGCACUUAACUAGACCAACCAAGCACUACGGUAUCCAUAAAAGGUUGUGGGUGUUUUUUAAGUGCUUUGCUCAAAAUUGUUAAUUUCUUUGAAAGUUCAUAUCUGGGAUGCAGAAUAAAUCAAGUGCAUAAUGUGGCAACUUUGGUGGGGACAUAGUCAAAAUCUAGGGUAUAAAAAUUGUGGCAAGAUGCCAAGGGCCCAGUAGUGCCAGUCUCCCAACUCAAAAGAAGCAAGUCCAAAUCAAGUUCUCUGCUUCUAUCAUAAAUGUUUACCAACAGCUGUUUCCUCUGGGUGGACAUCUGUAAUAGCCUCCCCUUCAUGGUGAGGACGAUGGCCCUUGUGUGUACUCGUCAAUGUCGGACAUAUUUGCAUCAGAAAAGGAGUGUGCUGUUCUUAGAUUCCUGGCUGAUGCACAGCCCAUUCCCAAGCCCACAAAACACUCAAAGAUGUGCUCUGAUCUGUGUACACAGACCUAAGAAUCCACUAAACCGGGAAAGCUGAGCUUGCCUCUGUUCCGUGGAACUCAAUUGUGGAAGCCCAGUAAAGCAUGUACACCUGUACAUAUACAUGUGAAUGGGGCACACAUGCGUAUUAUACAGGUACAGAGCAUCAAAAUUGGUUGGAGUUUCCCAUCAUAUGUACACACAUUUACAGUCCUAAGUUUGUUGUGACAUAAUGUGUGAAAAGGUCCCAAAUGAUCUGACAUGCUCAGUGUUCUGCCUUAGAAAUUAACACCAAUUUAAAUUUGUUUGAAAAGCAAAGGCAAAAGAUGGCUAAUUUUUCUGUAAACAAGGUUCUUUAUUCUCUCCCUAAAGAGAGAAGCAGUGAGUGGUUCUUGAUAAUGAGCGUUGAGGUAGCAAAUAGAUUGUAUAAUUUUAUUAUAUAUUGUAUUUUUCAAUUGGUCACAUAACGGAUUUGUAAUAAAGACUGCUCUAAGCUCUGCCUUGUACAGAAUCCUUCAUUCAAAGGAGCAAAAAGAAAACUGAACUUAGAAAAUUAGUGUUCUUAGCAUCUUAGUAGGCCAUGCUACUAGAAAAAUCUAAAUUCCAGGUACUAUGUGUCAAAAAGGAUGUUGACAGGCUCACACCCUCCACCAUUUCUCAGUUGAAUAGGACCAUGCUAUUAUACAUGGACACUGUUGAUGAAAUACAGGGGAAGGGGCGGGGUUAGCAGAGCUGCCCCAGUGGGACUUACCUAUGUCCUGCGUGAGGAAGUACUUUUGUCCAGAAUCUUCCAACAUUCAGCUCCAUUGGAUGUCUCUGUGUUGCAGUAUUAGAGAAGCAUAAUUUUAUACACUUCUAUCAUGUCCCCCUUUCCUCACAUUUUCUCUAAUUUCUGAACAAUUUUUUUUAGCCUCAAAUGUUGUAACCUUUCCUCACAGUGGAGUUGCUCCAACCCUUUGAUCAUCCUGGCUGCCCUUUUCUGAACCCUUUUCCAGCGGUACAACAUAGAAGUAGAAAUACUUUAUUGUCACUGUACCACUUGUUUACCACUGUACCACCCUUUUUUUCAGGUGAGGUGACCUGAACUAUACACAGCAUUCCAAGUGAGGUUGCAUCAUAGAUUUGUAAAACAACGUUAUGAUAUUGGUCAGGCUGAAAGAAUGCCUUUCCAGAGGCCACUCAGUGAACUUCCUGGCUGUGGGAUGUGAACCCAGGUAUCAUGGUCCCAGUCUGGCACUGUAAUCUAUGCUAUAUCCUUAAAUCUUUACAAUUGGCCUUCCUCACUGCAUUCUAUACCCCAUUCUCAAUUUUUAAAGCAUAUUCAAGAAGCAUUAUAGAAAAGACAAGUGUCAGCAAUUCCACCAACACUGCAUGGUCUAUAUCUCUAAGACAUCUAUUCUGAAUUAAUAACAAUAUGGUUAUUAAUGAUCAUAGAAGUCGUUAUCCCUAUUUAUUAAAUUAAGAACAGUGGAAGGAAAAGGAACAGAAAACAAAGGAUGAGGCAAGGGUGAAAUGCUUGGCAGUCGAGGGCUGGAAUUUCAGAAUUACUUAAAAAACACAGAUAUGGGAUUGUCACUUUCAAAUUGACUAUUUGUUGUAUUUUUUCUAGAUAGAAUCCCAGGAGCAUGGUUCUAGAUUCAUCUGAGAUCCCACUAUAGUAUAUUAUAUUUGCAUAAUAUAUAUUGAAUUCAAAGAGGAAAGCAAAAAGGCAUCCAUACCAUUUUUUUUUUUACUUGUUAGAUUAAGAAGUUGUAUCUCUCUCUCCCCACAAGAGAAAUUACUUUUAAAAAGCAGAGUAUUGUGGUACACGGCCAAGAAAAGCAUUUUCUAAAAUAGAUGUGCAUGUCUUGAAGGUGCUACACAUUUUGGGGGGGGGGGGUUGGUUUUGCCACAACCAGUUCAUAGGGCUACCUCUCUAGAAUGUAAUGUGGGGGUGAAAGAAUGUUUUGUGAAUCCACACAUUUAACAGUGGGCAUUGGAACAGGUACACCACCUAAAAGUAUUUUAGAUUAGCAUUCAAUAAAUGCAUUUGUUUUAAAGUAUGUAUCAAUUUGGCUCUGCUGAAGGUUCUUCUGAGCUUCCUUGUGGUGAAACCCUCAAAAGACCGCAGGUGGCUUUUGAGAGACAUUCAUUUUACACUUUUUGGACUUCUCUUUGAUUUUUUUUUUAAAAGAUAUUUAUUAAAAUUUUCAAAAUAUUACAAAAUGAAAAAAGAAAAAAGAAAAAUACAAAAUAAAAGUAGUUAAAAACAACUCAAUCUUUCCGUUACUUAUCUUUCAUUAGCUUGUUUCCCGGACCUCCUCACGCCUCCCUUUUUUGUAUUCCAGUUCAAUUUGUUAGUUCAGCAAAUCCUUCCCCUCUUUGUUUGUCCUAGUCUUUAAUCUUAAAAUAUUAUAACAUUAAAUUUUUACCUGUUAGUAAUCCAUUUUUCAUAUUCCCUUAUAGUAUUACAGCUAAAAACCACUUAAUUUCUAUCCAACAUCAUUCUAACAUUCAUUAAUUUUACAAUAUUUCUGUAAAUAGUUGUUGAACUUUUUCCAAUCUUCUUCCACCGACUCUUCUCCCUGGUCUCGGAUUCUGCCAGUCAUUUCCGCCAAUUCCAUAUAGUCCAUCACCUUCAUCUGCCAUUCUUCCAGGGUGGGUAGGACUUCUCUUUGAUUUUUAACCUCUGGGGGAUGCUGAAGAUGCCUGCUGCAAUUAACUUUCAGCCUAACAGAUGGAAGAUAACGGAAACUCUUGAGUCUCUGGAUCCAGACUCCAUCUGGACAGGUAGAAAUGAAAGUCCAGCAAGCAGUAUGUCUAAAUCCACUGCCCAGAAACAAAAGAGGCCAACACAGUAUAUGCUUGCAGUGGUUUGGCUGGCAGUACUUGAACACACUGUUUAGACUUUCAUUUCUCUAGUACUGGUGGUUGCUGCAUGAGUAUUUGUGUUUGUUGUGCUGAUGUGACAUUGUGAAGGUUGCAUUUGUCAGCACUGUCUCAUUACUGCCUGGGCUCUGCAUGCAGUUAGUUAUUUGCCUGUUCCAAUAUAACUCCUUUCUGUUGAUGACAGGAAAUGAUUUGGCAUAUUUAUAUUUUUCAGCAUUUGGAUUCAUAGCAGGUGACCCUGGGGGUACCUAUUUCCAUUCAAAUCUGUGCUCAUAUCAUGCUUCAGCACAAAAAUAUCUUUCUUCCAAUCAGUCCUCUUGAUAGUUAUUGCCUGUACGAGAGCACUCAGGAUUGAUCACAUAUGGAGUACCUGCAAAGUAUUAUUAAGUCUUGACAAACAAUUUCAUACAUGAUCAUCAACUGGCUUAUAGUUUCAAUUUCCUCUGUACAAUUUAGAAAUUGGAAUAUCCUGUUGUCCAGACAUGAGUAACGUCUGCCAUUCCUAAUUCCUGAUCCUCAAUAUAAAAGUGACUUAUUGGGUCACAUGCAUGACUUGCACACUGAAGUAUACAAACCUGUUGAGAAGUGUGCAUUACAUAUUUGCAGGAAAAUCACUUGCUGAUGUCACCCUGUGCUUAGAUUGCAAAGUGUAAUAUGCAAGUGAUGCUGCGUACACACAAUAUAUUUAAAGCACAUUCCCCACUUCUAGGACCCGUAGAUUGCUAAGUGUGCUGGGAAUUGUAGCUCUGGGAGAUGUUAGCCACAGUUCCCAAGAUUUUUGGGGUGUGUGUGUGGAGAUAUGUGCUUAAAAUGUAUAGUGUCUAUGAAGCAUCAGUUAGGAGUUAGGGAGAAGCACAAGUAGAAAUGUACCGGUAAUAUCUUUUGUAAUACUGCUUCUCUCUGUCUUGCAUGGAAGUGAAGUUUCAAUCUCAGUUAAUUGCAUUUGCUUGACUGCCUGCUUUGUCAAUAGUGCCCUCUUCUAAGGUACUGGCUGUCAAACCCAACAAUCUAACUUCUAAUUAGCAACCUUUGUAUCCUUUAAUGCUUUGUGGGCAGUCACGUUUAGUUUAUUAUCCAUGGCAUUUAUCAAAAAAUGGCUGAUCAUUAUUUUUCCUAUUUUUCAAAUGGGAAACUGAGGUGAGAAGCUGCCUUUCGCAGUAGAGAUGGAACAUACCGUCAUGACUAAUAGCCUUAUCCUCAAUGAAUUUGUCUAAUCCUUUUUUCUUUUCUUUUUUUUGAGCCAUCCAGGUUGGCAGCUAUCACUAUAUAUUGUAUGGGUGAAAUCCAUAAUUUAACACUGCACAAAAAAACCUCUGUAUUCUCCUUUGAGGGCCUCAGUACAGGCUGCUAAGAGUGAAGGCAAUUAUAGCAUCACAACAGGUUAGGGACAAGUUAUUCAAUUACAAUGUUUUACUCAUAACUGCCUGCUUCUCUCUCCUUCCUUGCCCCACCCUAGGUUUUGUCCCAUUUGUUGUAUUAGCCAGUAGCCUUGGCAGUGUCUUCAUUCUUGUGGUAGCCUUUUGGCUGAUUCGAAGGAAGAAGAGGUAAGACGGUUACUGUCAUUCCAUGGGAUGUUAGUUUAGAGUCAUGGUUCUUCAGCUAGAUUGUCCUGUACAAUUAGCAGAUGAAACCAAUUUCAGUAGUCUUACUACAGACUUACUCUGGUACUGUACCACACAAAUUGUCUUUCUCCCAGUGUCCUUACCCUGCCCACCCUCACUGGAGCCAUUCGGGCCAUGAGUCCAAACCACCCCCUGCUCCACUAUUCAUAGCAUCAAUAGAUUAGAACAUCUACUUUAACCAUUGUCUGUGUAGGAAAAGUCCGCCCUUUCAUGACUUCAAUUCAGAGAACAAUAUAACAGGGCUUUAAAAUAAUUGCUGAUAUUCUUCAAUUGCAAUUUCAGCUUUGAGUAACCCAGUUGUUCUGCUUUUCAGCAUCAAACAAACAAGGGAAGAAAAAGGGGUCAUCUACAAGCCAGCGAUCAGCAAAGAGGAGAAUAUUUCCAAAGCAUAAGCUUCUGUUGAGUUACCUUAGUAGCCACUCAUUCACUGCUUUCUCAAACAUUUGCACUGUUUUCUCUUGCUUUAUCACUCAAAUCUGCUGGAUUAUUUUUGCCUGAGCACAAAAAGAGACAAUAACAAACUUAGUUGGCCUCUAAGGUGCUACUGGAAGGAAUUUUUUUAUUUUGUUUUGACUACGGCAGACCAACACGGCUACCUACCUGUAACAAAAAGUGCUAUAGUUUGAAGAAAGCUUUUCAUGUGUAUGAAAAUGUGACUCCCCUCCCCCUAUCAGAAAACCAGUGCUGCUAAUGUUAAGGAAUCACCUGUAUUUAGGGAGCAGAUGACAUUAUUGGUGCCAGAUUGAAAGAUUGUGUCAAUAAUAGAAUUGGAACAGUGGGAAAUAUUGAGAGGAAAAUGAGCAAAUUUGGAUAGAAAACCUGCUUUGGAUGCAGGUUUCCCAGUGCCAGUUUUAAGCAGUUUAUAGGUCAGGGGUCAGGUAUUUUCAAAUAAAACAGGUCAAAUAAAACUCUCAUUUCCUCUGAGACUAUAAUGAGCUCCAUUAGGUUCAGGCUAAAGAAAUCUUGUUUCCUCCUAGUAGUUAUCGCUAGUGACAACAGGUAGAAGCCACAAAUUUGUACAUAAACAAAAACACUAUGUAUACAUAAUCUGUAAUUUCAACUUUAUAUAGCAGCAUGUAAUAAAUAUUUUUAUU